Molecule: messenger RNA, 825 nt
Organism: Cordyceps militaris CM01
Lineage: Eukaryota; Fungi; Ascomycota; Sordariomycetes; Hypocreales; Cordycipitaceae
Exons: 1
Coding region: 1-825 (274 amino acids)
Source: RefSeq, a predicted model, not a curated record
AUGGCUUCCUUUGCCCAGCUUUCCAUUCAUCUAUCUGCAAUUAGCACCCUUUCUUUCGCUCCAGCUCGCUCCAGCUCGCUCCAGCAAAUCCUGGGCGUCGCUGCAAGUCCAAGAUCCACUGCGGUGCAGAGCAAACACAACCCUCAGCAGCAAAUCUCCCCUCAUUCAGCUCGCUCUCCGUGCAUCACCACCGCCACCACACUUGCUUGCAAACGACAGUCUCAGCCUCGAGCUGAAGGUGUGCAAGUCUAUAUGCCUCGAAAGCCCGCUUUAUCCUCGACAGCAUCGAUUUUGAGGGAUAGGGGGGGCCAGAUACAUCAAAAUACAACAUGCACGGGCCAAGUUGCGAUAAUUCUUUCACCCCACCAAGCGUGCUCGCUGGCCCUUGGCUCUCUACCUUACAAACAACAAGACAAGAGAGAAGCCAAGGAAUCUGGCCGGCCUGCCAUCGCCGAGGAACCAGGUAUUCGAAAUGUUCUCGAUGCAGCCACCGACACGUAUACUCUCCGACCCCGAGUUCACUCGUCCUUUUUCGCGGACAGCGGACAUUGGGUUCGGCCGUUUUUCUUGGUGACAAAGUUCAUCAAGAGGGGUCCGGACGCAUGCCCGAGUGAUGCUGGUAUCAAACAAGCAUCUCGGGGGCCAAAGUUUUUUUGGAAAGGCAUUUGGCUGGCUGGGCUCUUGUCCAGGGCCCCCAUCGCCCCCCCCCACUCGAGGCUGAAGAAUCAAGCGGAACAACAAAAAAAAAAUAAGAAAUCACGAGCCGAUUCAGUUCUCACCGAGUGGCGAGAUUUCUUCGGCCGUUCCCACCCCUCUCUCGUCUAG